Molecule: messenger RNA, 1862 nt
Organism: Synchiropus splendidus (mandarinfish)
Lineage: Eukaryota; Metazoa; Chordata; Actinopteri; Syngnathiformes; Callionymidae
Product: dynein regulatory complex protein 8-like
Exons: 7
Coding region: 7-477 (156 amino acids)
Molecular function (GO): calcium ion binding
Source: RefSeq, a predicted model, not a curated record
GAAAACAUGGCGGACAAACCGAGCGCAGAGGUCAGAAGAAUUCACAAAAAGAUCCAGUCUGCUUUUAAAGUGUUUGAUAUCAUGUCUAAUGACACGGUGGACGUCAGGGAGAUUGACACAAUCAUCUACUCACUUGGCUGCUUCCCCAGUCAGUCAGAUGUACAUAAGUUCAUCACUGAGAUUGACGAGGACCACACUGGAUACAUCAGCUAUGACAAGUUCCUUCCCGCCAUGACCAAAGUCCUGCAGGAGAACAAGUUCCCACCCAUCACAGAUGAAGAUCUACUUCAGGCCUUCCAGGUCCUGGACAACGGGAAGAAGGGCUACCUGGCACCUGAGGAGCUGUCCAAGCACAUCAUGCAGGAGGGGGAGCCCUUCACUCAGGACGAGAUGGACGAGAUGUUGAUGGCCUUCUGUGACCCAGACAAGAACGUGAUCUUCUACGAGGACAUCAUCACCCAGCUUGCCGGCAUUUGACAAGUCGACCAGAUGAGCCUGAUAGCACCAGGGCAGCGCAGGUUCACCAAACACUAUAAAAUGAAAGAUAUUUUCUGACAAACAAAAACAUGGAAUUUCUGCCUAACAUCAUUAAAUGUCUUCAGCCUUAUGGCACAACUAAGUGAGAAAACCUCUCAUACAAACCCCCGUUCACUCCAAAAGAUGAGUUGAACCAAGAAUGGAAACCAAGUCACAUCUGUCUCCUCACAUGAUGGAACCAGCGGAAUUUAUUGACCUGUUUUAAGUUUGUGGUCUUCAGAAAGAAUUUGAGGUCAAAGGCCAUGAUGCUGCUUUGACAUGUGUGACAGAUCAAUCUGUACACUGACCUGACAGAUUCAGCAGGUCAAUAAAAACAGUGAACCUUAUACUAUUAACAGCCUCGUGACAUCUCAAACUUCAGUUCGGGAAACGCCAAGGAACUCAUAAGCAAACAAACGUCAACUGCUGUAACCUGUUCUACAUGGUUAGCUGCAUGAUAUGGGAUGGAACAUCGAAGAGCAGGGAAGUGAGCAAAAAAGAAGACACACAGAAUGAAUGAGGAAUUGCACCAUGAAAUGAAUGUUUAAACAAAACAUUCCAUCAAAGAUGACUUAGCAGGGAUCAAGUCAACAUGUAUGUCAAAGAACACGUUUAUUCUGGACCUGGUUGUGCAGCAUGAAUGAGCUGUAAACAAUUAUUUCACAGUGAAGUCGCUUUGAGUCUGAGAAUGUGGCAAAGCAGAUUGACUUUCUCAUGCAAACAACUGAUUUCCUAAAGUGUCCAGUUUGAGAAUGGGAAGUUCAACAUAGUCUUCGGUCAGGUUUCACACACACACACCAACCAAGCGGAGUGACUGAGGUAGCAGCUAUGAGAAUGGCUUUGAUGUUUGACUGUCAUGUGGGGAGAAGCCAACAUACGUCAUGAACAGCAAUAGUUUAAAAUGAAGUCCCUAGUUCUCCUUUCCACGACAGUGGGUUUGCUUCCACCUGUGCGUGAUACAGGCCACCCAGCUCUUCUGAUUGGUUUGGUCAGAUCAAUGAGCCACACAAGAGAGAGAAGUUAGAAAAACAAUAUUGCACUUGAGCAGACAGAGGAAUGUCAAUAUUAAACACACACCUAUAUUUUCACAUAUCUGGAAUCACUGAGAGCUAUUGGCUUCUAUUCACACAUUCAAGAAGAAAUUGCUACUCGAGGAACAGAAGAGCACAUGAAUCUGCAUAACAUGGGACAACUCAAUUACUGAGAAGGCUCUCCUCUGAGUCUGAGGGGGAUAACAGAGUUAUCGAUAACAGAAAUGUUGACAUGGCAAAUGAAGAGUUUGUCAGGAAUAAGAUAUUUUUGGGGGCUCUUGACCGGCAAAACAGUAGUGGGCAUCAGAAUGGAGA